Molecule: messenger RNA, 891 nt
Organism: Emericellopsis cladophorae
Lineage: Eukaryota; Fungi; Ascomycota; Sordariomycetes; Hypocreales; Bionectriaceae
Product: Glucan beta-glucosidase-like protein
Exons: 2
Coding region: 1-891 (296 amino acids)
Biological process (GO): carbohydrate metabolic process; cell wall organization
Cellular component (GO): extracellular region; fungal-type cell wall; cell surface
Molecular function (GO): 1,3-beta-glucanosyltransferase activity; glucan endo-1,3-beta-D-glucosidase activity
Source: RefSeq, a predicted model, not a curated record
AUGCGUGUCUCAUUCCCAACAGCUCUUGUAGCCUUUGCAACUGGCACUUCAGCAGCUGGUACUCUAGGUUUCGCCCUGGGUGUCAAGCGCGUAGACGGCUCGUGCAAGGCUACAGGCGAUUACGAGGGCGACUUUGACGCCAUCCAAAGCAACAGUGGCAGCACAGUGGUCCGCGUCUUUGAUGCGUCCGAGUGCGAUGUGGUAGCACAGAUCCUUCCUGCCGCUCAGUCUAAGGGCUUUGGUGUCGUCCUCGGCGUCUGGCCCGAUACAGAUGGGCAAUACAACGCCGGCAAGGCCGCGAUCGUCAACACCGCCGUCAACUUCAAGGACCAGAUUGUUGCGGUGACUGUCGGUUCCGAGGGUCUCUAUCGCGGGACGUAUACCCCGGACUUCCUCGUUGGAAGGCUGAACGAUCUUCGAGCCGCGGCUCCCGAUUUCAAGUACGGUACCGGCGACACGUGGAAUCGCUUUGCGGACGGCACUGCCGACCCCAUCCUCCAAGUCUCGGACAUUGCCCUUGUCAAUGCCUUCUCCUACUGGCAGGGCGCCAGUAUUGGAGCGGCACCCGGUGUCUUCCAGGACUCCAUCGGCCAGGCUUUCAACCACAUCAACUCGGUCAAGCCUGGCAUACCGCUGUGGGUAGGCGAGACGGGAUGGCCAUCUCGGGGUACCACGUACCAGAAUGCCGUGCCCACCGUCAAGAAUGCAGAAAUAUACUACCGACAGGCUGUGUGUGGAUCCCUGGGCAGCGGAACCAACGUCUUUGUAUUUGAGGCGUUUGAUGAGCCCUGGAAGCCGCAGUCUGUCGGCGAGGACGGCAGCUCGGCGGAUGAGACGAGCUGGGGUGUCAUGACAGCCGAUAGGCAGCUCAAGUACAAUCUCAUGUGCUGA